Messenger RNA from Dendroctonus ponderosae (mountain pine beetle), 7506 nucleotides. RefSeq names its product CCR4-NOT transcription complex subunit 1 (gene Not1). Gene Ontology annotation, cellular component: P-body; CCR4-NOT core complex. The coding region runs from base 288 to 7388 and encodes 2366 amino acids. The transcript is spliced from 25 exons. The record is from RefSeq and is a predicted model, not a curated record. Gene Ontology annotation, molecular function: molecular adaptor activity. Gene Ontology annotation, biological process: nuclear-transcribed mRNA catabolic process, deadenylation-dependent decay. Lineage: Eukaryota; Metazoa; Arthropoda; Insecta; Coleoptera; Curculionidae.
GAGCAUGUCGAAAGUCAAAACCUUCACUUCCGACUUGGCCAUUUGCUUGUGAUUUGCGUUGGUUUCUUGAAAGUUGCAGUUCUUUGUGUUAUAAAUUGAAAUUAAUAGUCUUAGAAUGAGUGUUAUCAGGUGAAAACGUGCAUGUAUUAAGACUCGAUGAUGGUCUUGGGCCAUUCAAUGUUCAGUUAUUUUCCACAAACUGUUAAGACUCCGUCGUUCUGGUGCAAGUGCUUACCAAAGAAAGCUUCAAAGAGAUUUGAAGCUUUCGAGGCCGCGUUCAUGGAACUAUGAACCUUGAUUCGUUGUCUCUUGCCUUGUCACAAAUCGGUUAUUUAGUUGUUACAUUAACUAAAAAGAACUACCAACAAGUAGUGGACGAACUAAUUAAGAUUGUAAACUUGCAUGGUUUAGAAGCAGAUCGUCAUCUAUUCCAAUGUUUAUAUGGUGCUGUUGACUUCAGUGAAGCAAACAGCAAGUCUCAAGCAUUUCUAGAUCAAAGUGGUCGAGUUUUGAAUACUCCCGCCUUAUUGACGAUCAUUUGCCAUAUUACCAAUUUUCCACUGACGAACGAAAAGAAGAAUCUGAAACUUGGAUCUCAGUUCUUCACACAGUUCACUAAGUGUCUUCGAUUAUCAUCCGUACGGGAAGUACUUUUUGCAUUAGUUCUACGGAACUCUACGUUUCCCGAGAUAGCUAGUGCUGCACAUAGUCAUCUUCGAACAGCUGUACCCCAAUUAGUAAGAUCUUACAUUGAUACCGGGGGAAACCGACAAUACGAAGAAAGCCUUCAGGAAACCAGUCCUGAACUGCUGCACUUAAUUUUGUCAUCAAUUUUAGAGAGUCCGAAAGAAGUAGGACUAACCAACGAUAUCCACACGACUUUUCUAAACAGUUUGCAACGCGAUUUUCCUAGAGAUCAAGUUCCUGUUGUUCUAGCUCCUUUAGUUUACCCAGAACAAGCAGAACUGUUUUCAGAAAUGUCUUCAGACGGACCUGGGUUGUCUGGAGGUACUCUAGAUUCAUCCUUAUCGGAUUUAGUCAAAGAAUUGGGAUAUAUUUUCACAUCAACCUUAGAAGAAUGUCGCAAUUCAAUUAUAAAGCUCGGUGGUCGGGAUAUUGCUCCCUCCACAGUAGCCAGAGUCUUGGCGGUUAUGUGCCGAACCCACACAGGACUAGAUGAUGCAUUAGGAGCUUUCAAAGGAUCAGAAGUGAGAUCAUGGAACAUCGAAAUAUUUGUUCAAGCACUGAAGGAAAUUUCGCCAUCGCUUCAAUGGAACAAUGUUGUUUCUGAACUGGACCAUCCCGAAUUCGUCAUUAAAGAUAGACAAGGGUUGUGCAUUUUGAUUAGCGUUCUUAGACAAGGGUUUCAGUCAUUAGGAUUUCAUCCAGAUACGACGUUUCCAGUUGAUCAGUUUUACAAGCGGUGGAUUAAUGUUGAAGGUCACUUUAGUUUGAUUCAGCAAGCACUAAAAAAUCCAGACGUUUUUUGCUUUGGUGAUUACGCAUGUGCUUCAGUGGCUUUGGAUGCGCUGAAAACGCCUCCUGAACAGGAUGGAAAAGAGUUUUCCAAUUGGCGAUCUCUCAAUCUUGUUGAGUUGUUGCUGAGUAUGUCCGAAUGUGGACUGUAUGCAGCGGUUCAGGACCUUUUCAAAGCACCUAUUCAUAGCUGUCCAGAUGUGCUGCUGCUAGCACUUCUUCAGAUUUCUGGACCUAUAACUUUACUACGCCAAGAACUAUUGACCAAUUUGAUUCCCAUUUUCUUGGGCACGCAUCCAAACUCUGGAAUUCUUUUACACCACGCCUGGCAUACACAGACUCUCAAUGUCAAACCUAUUAUUAUGCACGCUAUGUCUGAAUGGUAUACUAGAGGCGAAUGUGAUCAAACCAGAUUAUCAAGGAUUUUGGAUGUUGCUCAAGACCUGAAGGCUUUGUCAAUGCUGUUGAAUGCACAAUCGUCUCAGUCAUAUCCAUUCAUAAUUGAUCUUGCGUGUUUAGCUUCUCGACGAGAAUACUUGAAGCUAGAAAAGUGGCUCUCUGAUAAGAUCAGCGAUAAUGGGGAAGGCUUUAUUACAGCUUGUGUGAAAUUUUUACAUAGACGAUGUCCGCAAUUAGGAAAGGAAGACAGUUUAACUAAGCCGGUUCCCCAUCUGCCGGUCGAAACUUUAUCAACUAUUAUUUUUUGCCUGCAAAGAUGCAUAACCAAUGUUAACCCUGAAUUGCAUGAAGCCAUUGUCAGCGUGAUCAAUGGUUGCUCAAUGGCGUUAAAAAGCAGACAACAGAAUAGCAACCCUUUAAUGAGAGCAAGGGGUAUGGAUGGCAAUGCUAUGAAUCAGACGGUGUUUGCAGGGCAACUUUAUGGUCAUGCUGGAGUGGAGCAGUUGCAAAAUUUAGGCACAAAUUUAUCAAAUAUGACUUUAGCAGGUCCCAGUAAUAACGCUUUUAACCUGCAAGGCGGAUUAGGCCCGAUAGUCCAGUCUCCUGGUUCUCCCUCCAGACUACUAGGUAGUGGCCCCUCAAAUAGUCCGUUUCCGAUUAUUCCAAUGCAACAUCAAGGGCCAGUUGGUACCAGUUCUUCUUUAGUACUUGGUAUCAACCCCAUUAAUAAUAUUGGACGAAUAGGCCCCGUGGCUAAUAUGGAAAAGUCUCGAGCACAAGAAUAUAACCCAUUUCCGGAAGGAGCAUCCCAUGUUUCAAAAGACAUUGAGGAUGAAGCUAACAACUAUUUCCAAAGAAUUUAUAAUCAUCCACCACAGGCUAAUCUCUCGAUUGAUGAAGUAUUGGUCAUGUUGAAAAGAUUCCAGGAUUCUCCAAGUAAAAGGGAAAAGGAAGUAUUUAAUUGUAUGUUGAGGAGCCUCUUCGAAGAAUACAAAUUUUUCCCACAAUACCCCGACAAAGAACUGCACAUCACCGCCCAAUUAUUUGGUGGAAUAAUCGAAAGAGGUAUAGUUGCCUCUUACGUAACGUUAGGUCUUGCUUUGAGAUUUGUAUUGGAAGCCCUGAAGAAACCUGAAGGUUCGAAAAUGUACUAUUUCGGAAUUACUGCUUUGGAUCGUUUCAAAGGGAGACUUAAAGAAUACCACAAAUAUUGUGAACAUGUCAGAACAGUACAACAUUUUAGCGAAUUUCCUCCGCAUUUGCAAGAGUACAUCGAGUUUGGACUUCAGGGGUUAGAACCGCCUACGAAACCAGAGGGUCCAGUUUUACCUGCCAGUUUAGCAGCAAUGCUAGCGCCUCCAAGUGCUAACGUACAGGUUUAUAAAGGAGCCUCCACGGUAGGAAGCGCAAUUUCAUCUACAAAAUCUAGUACUACACCAGGAAGCACAAUAAGCACUAGACCGUCAAUAGCUAAUGCUACAAACAUAGACACGCUGCUUGUAGCUACAGAAAAGGAAGAAAAAAUAAUUGCUCCACCGGAUACACUGCAAGACAAAAUAGCUUUUAUUUUUAAUAACCUGAGCCAGUUAAACCUUAAGGUGAAAUGUGACGAACUUCGAGAACACAUAUCGGAUGAAUAUUAUCCGUGGCUGUCCCAGUAUCUGGUUAUGAAGAGAGCCUCGAUUGAAUCGAAUUUUCACAGCUUAUACUCUAACUGUGUGGAUACCUUAAAUAUAAUCGAGUUGUAUAAGAUGGUUGUAAAAGAAACAUUUAGAAACAUUCGCGUCCUACUCAGUUCGGACAAAGCAAUAGCCAAUUUUUCAGACAGGUCUCUGCUGAAAAAUCUGGGCCAUUGGUUGGGAAUGUUAACUCUCAGUCAUAACAAACCGAUUUUGCAAAUCGAAUUAGACUUGAAAUCUUUACUUGUUGAAGCCUAUCAUAAAGGUCCCCAGGAACUGCUAUAUGUUGUUCCUUUUGUUGCUAAGGUUCUCGAAUCGUGCUCUAAGAGUAAAGUUUUUAAGCCUCCGAACCCUUGGACGAUGGCAUUAAUGAAUGUACUGGCUGAACUGCAUUCUGAAUCAAAUUUAAAGCUGACUCUGAAGUUCGAAAUUGAAGUGUUAUGCAAGAAUUUGGAAAUUGAUGUAGGUCAACUGAAGCCUGCAAUUUAUCUGAAGGACCCGGAGAGAAUAAGAAAGAUCGAGUACCAAUUAUCUCAGCCGAUCAAAAAAGAACAAAAUAUGUCUGCUCACGGAAACCAAAGUACAAAUAUGGCGGAGCCUGAACUAGUGAAUAUUAUUGCCGACCGCAAUAGCAGUUCGCCGGCAAUGCACAACAUUAGCACAACACCGACACCCGGUUUGGCCAUGCCAGAGCCCCGAUUCAGUUAUGGAGAUAUAGUGACUAACAGUAUGCAGGCAAUUCAAACGCAUGCAGUAAUUUCAUCAAACGCUGUCUUGUUCCAAACUCAACCCCAACUGAAGGCUUUAGCCAAAAAAGCCAUAGAACUUGCUGUACAAGAAUGGUUGCCACCCGUGUUGGAUAGAUCGGUUAAAAUUGCCCUUCAAACGUGCGAAGCUAUUAUUCGAAAAGAUUUUGCAUUGGAACCUGACGAAGAAAAAAUGCGCAUCGCUGCCCACUUAAUGGCACGGAAUUUAACAGCAGGAAUGGCAAUGAUAACCUGUCGUGAUCAGCUUUUAUCUUCCAUAAAUACACAUAUGAAACAGCUGCUUAAUACGAAUUUAGUUACUCCCAGUAUUCAACAAAAGGAAAUGAUCGACCAAGCUGCCAACGUGAUUGCUAAUGAUAACACGGAACUGGCUUGUGCUAUAGUGCAGAAAACUGCAAUCGAAAAAGCUAUUCCUGAAAUAGACAAACAUCUAAGUGGCGAAUAUGAGCUUCGAAGGAUUGCCCGAAAAGAAUCAAUGUGGGUUCCGCAAAGUAAUAUACGCUAUUGUGAUAACUCGGCUUUGACAUAUCAAGCUGAACGUAUGCCGGAACAGAUUCGGUUGAAAGUUGGAGGCCUAACUAGUAGCCAAAUGGCUGUUUAUGAAGAGUUCGGGCGCAACAUACCAGGAUUUCUGCCGAACGAACGAGAUACUACUCUUGUAUCUAUUCAGGCUCCGAUCUUAAAUUCUUUGGAUACUCAACCGCAACCGGUUUCAUCAUAUCCAAUGGCAGUAGUCGGUGAUUUUGCUAUUCACUUACAAAAGUAUGUCCAGGACAUUGAACAAUUUGUAUCUCUCAUCGGCUCCCAGUCAAAUGCAGUUUUGAAUGAUCGAAUGAUGCGUCUGCGGCUGUGCAUAAUAAGUUCAUCACGAGUUAGGGAUGUAAACGUUACCCCACCACAAGCUCUGGUUCAAAAGUGCGUGGAGACCCUUCAGGAUUGUUUGCACCCGAAUAUGAGCGAAACGGAUCCCGUUGUGUUGCGAUUCAAAGAAAUUGUCUUGAAAAUUUUAAAAACUAUUCAAGGAAUCUUCAGCCAAGAAUGGGUCACCAAAUUGGUAACAAGAUGUUUGAUUGAAACUCGUGAAGAACAAAGAUACAAUCUGGAAGCUGUUGACACUCUCAUCAAAGCCUCAUUGGUUAACGUGCCUCAAUAUGAUUUGGCAUUAGCCCAAGUACUAGAAGCGAACUUCAACUAUAUUGGGCAAAAUUUCGCCAUCCAGUUAGUUGAGCACUUUCUCAUAAAUGAGAGGCCUGCACAAUUCAGCGGUCAGGAAUUUGAGUUUCCCAAUACAGUCGACUUCUUAGUAAAGAUACAGAAUCACACUAGACAACCACCGGAUGGACUAAAUACAAUUUUAGAUUUAUUAAGACAAAACCAAGAUAGCACGUUUUGUGGAGACCGCUCGAUUGGACCAACUGUACACAUACACUCCGGGAUAUUGCAGGUAGAUGAGGUGCGCACUCCAAAUUACGAAGAUCCCCCAGGACUAGUAGACAAAACUGAGUACUUAAUCAGAGAAUGGAUUAAUAUUUACACUACUCAUCAAGGUCGCGAUUCGACAAAGUCUUUCAGCGUUUUCGUGCAUCAAAUGAAUUUACACGGAAUUUUGAAAACGGACGAUCUCAUUACUAGAUUCUUUCGGUUGUCGACGCAGAUAUGUAUUGAUACGUGCUACCGAAUUUUGUGUGACAAAUCCACUCUUAAUUCAACUGGUGGAAGAUCUAAAUGCUAUCAUACUUUAGAUGCAUUUGUUCGGUUGGUGGCUCUGCUUGUGAAACAUUCAGGAGAAAGCUCCAAUACAACUACUAAAGUUCAACUGCUUAAUAAAGUGCUGGGGAUAGUUGCCGGAGUACUCUUGCAGGAUCAUGAUAAUAGAUUGGGCGAAUUCCACCAGAUGCCUUAUCAACGAGUCUUCACGAUGCUCUUUUUAGAACUAAAUGCUCCAGAACCAGUGUUAGAAGCUCUCAAUUUUCACGUUCUGACUGCAUACUGUCACACCUUCCACAUUCUCCGACCUGCAAAAGCCGCCGGCUUUUGUUAUGCUUGGCUAGAACUCAUUUCUCAUCGAGUUUUUAUUGGACGAAUGCUUGCUACGACACCUCAGCAGAAAUGCUGGCCGUUGUAUUCACAGUUGCUUGUUGACCUAUUCAAAUAUUUGGCCCCAUUCUUGCGCAACGCUGAACUGGCAAAGCCUGUGACAAUGCUGUACAAAGGUACUCUGAGGGUACUAUUAGUGCUUCUUCACGAUUUCCCUGAAUUCUUAUGUGAUAAUUAUUACGGCUUCUGCGAUGUAAUUCCACCCAACUGCAUUCAAAUGCGAAACCUGAUAUUAUCGGCCUUUCCACGCACUAUGAGAUUGCCAGAUCCAUUCAUCCCCAACCUCAAGGUUGAUAUGUUGCCUGAAAUCACCUACGCUCCCAGAAUUCUAACCAACAUAGCCGCGACGAUAUCGCCACCACAGUUCAAAAAAGAUUUGGAUUCCUAUUUAAAGGCAAGAGCUCCAGUCACUUUUCUGUCCGAGCUUAGGAGCAAUCUGCAAGUGUCCAACGAGCCGGGAAUUCGAUACAAUAUUUCACUCAUGAAUGCGUUAGUAUUGUAUGUUGGGACACAGGCUAUAGCUUACAUCAAAAACAAGAGUCACUCUCCAAGUAUGUCGACAAUAGCACACAGUGCCCAUAUGGAUAUUUUCCAGAACUUAACAGUUGAUUUGGAUACGGAGGGCAGAUACCUAUUCUUUAAUGCGAUGGCGAACCAACUGAGAUAUCCCAACAGUCAUACGCACUAUUUCUCGUGCACAUUUUUAUAUUUGUUUGCUGAAGCUAAUACUGAAGUAAUUCAAGAGCAAAUCACCAGGGUAUUGUUGGAACGAUUAAUUGUAAACAGACCUCAUCCGUGGGGUCUUUUAAUAACUUUCAUCGAGCUGAUCAAGAAUCCUACUUACAAGUUUUGGCAACAUCAGUUUGUUCAUUGUGCGCCGGAAAUUGAAAAAUUGUUUGAAUCGGUCGCCCGGUCCUGUUUCGUGAAGACAACUGUUCAAUUAUCACAAGAAGGAGAAAUACACGAGUAGCGGAAUGUUUCGUCUGUCAACGGUUAAUUUGUAGUGAUAAGAUAUGUAUGUGUUUAAUUAAUAUAUCUUGUAAAUAUUAGUUAUUGUAUUAGAAAUGUAUUAAAUUUGGUUUUCUUGG